AUGGUUUCUGAAAUAACUGAUUAUAGAAUUUCUAGGGUUGUCAUACUUUGUAAAGAUUGUGGCCAAGAUGUUGGUUUUUACCCUGCUCGUCAUAAAUGUGGUCAAACACAUUUAGAUGCACCGCCUUUACCCUCUAUUCCUAAAAAAUAUACAUCGGGGAAAGCACAAACUUCAACACUAUGGAAUAAAUUUUUAAAUGCUACAAUAUACACCAACAAUAAUGAAGAUUCUGAUAAUGAAUCUGAAAAAGAUGGUCAUGAAAGCGAAACUCAUAUUUCACGUAUUUUGAGAGAAUAUUAUGAGAAAAAGUCUGGAAUCUAG
Molecule: messenger RNA, 321 nt
Organism: Entrophospora sp. SA101
Lineage: Eukaryota; Fungi; Glomeromycota; Glomeromycetes; Entrophosporales; Entrophosporaceae
Source: the annotation of a GenBank genome assembly